Cyprinodon variegatus (sheepshead minnow) is the source of this 1321-nucleotide messenger RNA. Its product is annotated as tetraspanin-18-like. Gene Ontology annotation, cellular component: membrane. The record is from RefSeq and is a predicted model, not a curated record. The transcript is spliced from 6 exons. Bases 1 to 675 code for a protein of 224 amino acids. NCBI's taxonomy places the organism in Eukaryota, Metazoa, Chordata, Actinopteri, Cyprinodontiformes, Cyprinodontidae.
AUGAUUCCUGGUUCUUCUCCCACCCCAAUGGGGGAGAACCAGGAAGAUCCAGAUCCUCUGGGCGGCUCCUUCCUGCUGGGUAUUGGGGUCUGGGUGUUGGUGGACCCAAUGGGCUUCAGGGAGAUUGUGGCUGUUAACCCUGUGCUGUUCACCGGGGUCUACAUCAUCCUGGCCAUGGGGGGCAUGCUGUUCCUGCUGGGCUUCCUGGGCUGCUGUGGAGCCAUCCGAGAGAACAGAUGUCUGCUGCUGUUUCAUUUUGUUUGUGUCUCGUCCCAGUUAACCAGAGAAUACUUCAGCAGGGAGCUGAAACGUCAUUAUCAAGGCCGUAACAACACCGACGUCUUUACAUCAACAUGGAACGUCGUCAUGACAACGUUCGACUGCUGUGGUAUCAGCGGCCCUGAAGACUUCGAAGAGAGCCUCUUCAGGCUCCUUAAUCCCAACAAAAUGGUUCCUGAGGCCUGCUGCCAGGUGACCGGGUACCUCGGAGAGGCUGGCGUGGAGCAGUGCGUCAGCGGCAGCGUGGCGUUUCGCCACAACAAGGGCUGCUACUCAGCGAUGGUUGAAUACUUUGAGACGUACAUCUACUCUGCAGGAGCUCUGGUCAUCGUGGUGCUGACGGUCGAACUCUUUGCCAUGGUGUUUGCCAUGUGUUUAUUCAAAGGCAUCCAGUGACUUCCUCUUCAUCCUCCUCCUCUUCAUCCUCCUCCUCCUCAGCAGCAGCUGUCAGGAGGAGAGCAAAAUGUCUUUCUGUGUCGAGGUUUUAUGAUCAGCCGGAUGUCUGAGGUCCUACUUUGGUUCAGGGAAAAAACAUGAUGGAACAAAUUUUCUCUUCAGGCAGAACAGGAACACCAGCCAAUUCACACACAGGUUCAAAACAUCCAGGCAGGUCUGUGAUGGUAGUCUGGACCUGCUAAAGCAAGAUGUUUCCCAAAGAUAGGCUGAAAUUAGUCUGAUUCUGUUUUAUUUAAUUAAUAUGUCAACUUUAAGCUUAAGAGUUUUUGGUGAAAUUAAACAUCAGCUUCUAGUUUUCAUUCUUUGAUCUAUUUUUUUUUGUCCAAAAUUUGAACAUUAUCCCCUCAGAGACAGUGAUUAAAAAUGAAAAAGUUGCUCAUGAUUAAAAAAAAAAGGUGAAAUAGCUCCCCCUGGUGGCAGAGGGCAGAUUGUUGUCCAUAAUUCCCCUUGCAGUUUGUUCAAUCUUUAUUUCCAAUUAUAUCAAAGAGUUUGUGAAUAAAAGGGGAAGGUUUUGUUGUGAAUAAAUAUGUGUUUGUAAAAACUAAACAUUGUUUAUAGCUGCUGUUUUGUCUGUGAUCAGAUUCAU